Molecule: messenger RNA, 3106 nt
Organism: Trichechus manatus latirostris (Florida manatee)
Lineage: Eukaryota; Metazoa; Chordata; Mammalia; Sirenia; Trichechidae
Product: zinc finger protein 420-like
Exons: 6
Biological process (GO): negative regulation of transcription by RNA polymerase II
Molecular function (GO): DNA-binding transcription repressor activity, RNA polymerase II-specific
Source: RefSeq, a predicted model, not a curated record
ACAUAGUUGCGUGAGCUAUUUCCUUGAAAUAACUUUCUCUCUAUGUAUUAUAUAUGUAUAUGCUUCACUGGUUUUGCUCCUCUGGAGAACCCAGCCUAAGACAAUGUCCAAGGACCAUCUGGUCUUUUCAGAACUGUAAGCCAGCAGAUUGAUGUUAUCCCAGCAUAAUCCUUCAUGGUCUCUUUGAGAGGAACCUUUGAAAGGGGCAGUCUCCAAAGGUCUUUUAUGUAGUUGAUCAUAGAGAUUUAUAGGCUCAUGAUUCUGGGAGUUGUAGGGUGGGCCCAGAUUCUCAGUGUUAUCUGCUCCCUGCUCAUCCAAGCUCUGCCUUUACAGAUAUCUGCCCUUUUUGCCCUGGGUGAUGCAAGCGGUUUGCACUCAGCUACUAACUAAAACGUUGGCGGUUCGAAUCCACCCAGUGGUGCUGUGGAAGAAAGGCCUGGCAUUCUAUUCCAUAAAAUUACAGCCAUUGAAAACCCUGUGCAGUGCAGUUCUACUCUGACACACAUGGGGCCGUCAUGAGUCAGAAUCAGCUUGACGGCAAUGGGGCCCUUUCUAAAGAGGAGCAGAAAAUGAACAAGUCUCGGGAAUUAGUGUCUUUCAAGGAUGUGACUGUGGAGUUCACCCAGGAGGAGUGGCAGCAGCUGGACUCUGCUCAAAGAAACCUGUACAGGGAUGUGAUGCUGGAGAACUAUAGCAACCUUGUCUCAGUGGGGUAUCAGUCUCUGAAGUCAGAUUUAAUCUUCUUGUUGAAGCAAGAAGAAUCAUUGAUGGAGGAAGGAGAAAUCUCAAGCUGGGUCUAUUCAGACUUUGACAUUAGUCCUGAAAUAAAAGAAUUAAACCCACAAAAGAGCAUAUCUGAAGAAGUUACACUUCGUAACAUAGUAUAUUCAAUUUUUGAAGACUGGAAACUUGAAAUAAGAAGUCACCAGAAAAACCAAGACAAAUUUCUGAGCCAAGAUGCAUUCUUUAAUAAUAAGUUACUGCCUGAGGAGAUAGACUAUGGAUGUAAUGCACGAGGAAAAGUAGUUCAUCUGAACAGAAAAUCUAAUGAACACAUUGGAGCCUUCAUGCAGAAGUCUCACUUCCUUGCACAACAAAAAAUUCUUUCCAAUGAAAAACCUUAUAAAUGUAUUCAGUGUGGGAAGUUCUUCAGUGGAAAGUCAGGACUCAUUGUACAUCAGAGAAUUCAUACUGGGGAGAAGCCAUACAAAUGUAAUGAAUGUGAAAAAGCCUUUAUUCAGAAGUCACAACUCACUGUACAUCAGAGAACUCAUACAGGAGAGAAACCCUAUGAAUGUAGUGAAUGUGGGAAAGCUUUCAUCAAGAAGUCAACACUUAGUAUACAUCAGAGAGCUCAUACUGGAGAGAAACCAUAUGAAUGCAGUGAAUGUGGGAAAGCCUUCAUCAGGCGCUCACAGCUUAUUGAACAUCAUAGAAUUCAUACUGGGGAGAAACCUUAUAGAUGUAAUGAGUGUGGUAAAGCCUUCAGCAGGAAGUCAAAACUAAAUUUGCAUCACAGAAUUCAUACUGGGGAGAAGCCCUUUGAAUGUAGUGAAUGUAAAAGAGCAUUCAUUAAGAAGUCAGAUCUCAUUGUACAUCAAAGAAUUCAUACUGGGGAAAGAAGAUAUCAAUGCAGUGAAUGUGGGAAAGCCUUCAUCCGGAGUUCACAGUUAAUUGAACAUCAGAGAAUUCAUACUGGAGAAAAACCCUAUGAAUGCAGUGAAUGUAGGAAAGCAUUUAUCCAGAAAUCACAACUCAUUGUGCAUCAGAGAAUACAUACCGGGAAGAAACCCUUUGAAUGCAGUGAGUGUGGAAAAGCCUUCAGAAGGAAGUCACACCUCACUGUACAUCAUAGAAUACAUACUGGAGAAAAACCCUACAAAUGCAGUGAUUGUGGAAAAACUUUCAGCAAGAAAUCUACUUUUAUUAUUCAUCAGAGAAUUCAUACUGAACAGAAACCUUAUGAAUGCAAAAUAUGUGACAAAUCCUUCAGCUGGAACACCAAUCUUAUUGAACAUCAAAGAAUACAUUCUGGAGAGAAGCCUUAUGAAUGUAAUGAAUGUGGAAAAGCCUUUGGUCAGAGCACUAAUCUUAUUCAACAUCGAAGAGUCCAUACUGGGGAGAAACCUUACAAAUGUAAUGAGUGUGAAAAAGCAUUCAGUCAUAGAUCAUCCCUUAGAAAUCAUGAGAGAACUCAUACUGGAGAAAAACCCCGUCCUUGUAAUGAAUGUGGGAAAGCCUUCAGCCAUAUUUCAGCUCUUACUCAACAUCACAGAAUUCAUACUGGAAAGAAACCAUAUGAGUGUCUUGAAUGUGGGAAAACCUUUAGUCGGAGUACACAUCUUAUUGAACAUCAGGGAAUUCAUUCUGGGGAGAAAUCCUACCAGUGUAAGGAAUGUCAGAAGGUUUUUUGACACAGGACAUCACUAAUCCAACAUCAAGGAACUCACACAGGGGAGAAACCCUAUGAAGGUAAUGAAUGUGGGAAAGCCUUUAGCCAUACCCCAGCCUUCAUUCAACAUCAGAGAAUUCAUACUGGAGAGACUCCUUAUGUUUGUAAGGAAUGUGCAAAGACUUUCAGCCGAAGCACACACCUUACUGAACAUCUAAAAAUUCAUUCUGGAGGGAAACCCUACCACUGUAAUGAAUGUGGAAGAGCCUUCAGCUUAAGCUCAGCCCUUACUAAACAUAUGCAAACACAUACAGGGGAAAAACCUUAUCAGUGUAAUAAAUGUGAUUUUUUUGUCAUAGUACAUCAUUAAUUCUACAUCAGAGAAUUCAUUUCAGAAAUGAAAUCCUUUCAGAGUAAUUAAAGUGGAAAAGUCUGCAGUCAUCAGUCAUCACUUACACCUGAGCACUCACAGUGGCAAGAAACUCUAGACUGUUAUGCAAGAAAAACUUAAGCCAAAUGCUCAUUUACUAAAUAUUAUACUGUUUGUACUGAGAAUAAGCCCUGUUCUUGUAAUUAAUCUGAAAAAAUAUGUUAUCACUGACAGAAAAGUUUAUAAUGGAAUUAUUAAUCCAAAAAUGUUUGUUUCCUUUAAGGACAUGUUUAUAAAAUUAUUUUGAAUAUAAUUUAUUACAAAUGAAUAUAUUUGGUUAUAAU